AGGCUUUGGCGCCCCGAUCUCGAUCGGCGCUGAUCGUAUCCUCGCCCUUUUGAUGAGAGUCGUCGGAAUCUUUCGUGAAGCUUUGACUGCAUCACUCUGCUCAUCUGGUGGCGGUCCCGAUAUUAUCCAAGCUGAGGCAUCCGCGACAAUCAUGACUCCCACCCUCCCUCCCCCCUAUCAGGCCGAUCCCCGCCAUUACUGGUGUUUACAUAAGGAGUCCGCUGAUGGUUGUAGAUGAUAGUGAUCGAAGACAGAUUGACUGGUUGAUUACGUACGUUGCCAUCUUCAACCGGCUUGGCGUGAGCAGUCGGCGGUGGUUGAUCUGACCACCGCACACAUCCAUCGGCAGUGCAUGACUUGACGGACCUCCCUCUACUUGACCACCUUGCCACAGCCAAGGUCUAUAUCCCGAUGAUAUGUCGAGCAGCCGAACCGGCGAUUGUAACCAUUGUUCCUGCCUGGUCAAGACCUUUGUGACUACUGUUCCCCAUCAAGACCAUUGCCACCAUUGUUCUUGAUUAUGCCCAUUGUGACCAUUGCCACCAUUGUCUUGAUUAUGCCCAUUGUGACCAUUGUGACCAUUGUUCUUGAUUAUGCCCAUUGUGACCAUUGCAACCAUUGCGACCAUUGCUCCCAAUCAUGACCAUUGCCACCAUUGUGUGUUCCCCAUCAAGACCGUCCAGUCCCCUUGCUAUUAUUUGCUUCCCAAUGGUUCAAAUUCAUGGACACAAACCAACCACCGUGUUCCACGGGUCACGUGGCGGAUGACGACCAGUUGGCGCCACGCACUUCACGCUCUCCCCUGGCAAAAGGCCGAGUGGCAGGAUCAUGGCGACAGCAGUGGCGUGGUUUGAAGCCGCAACGGGAGAAAGCGACCUGCCAGAUGCCUCCCUUGCCGUCGAUGGUGGCUGCCGCUGCGUCUGCGCCAUGCUCGGCUCCGACGCCUGCUGGGCAUGCACCGGUCGGGCUGGGCCUGCUAGCCUGACUGCAGACUCGCGCCGGGCCGGGGCCGCCGGCCAGACCGCGCUGCGCCAGGCUGGAAAGGCCAUUUCCCGCCACGAUGUGGCUCGUCUCGCGGCGCUGCUGGUCAUGGUGCCGACAACCGGGCCCGAGGCUGCGGCAGCCGCCGGCGCGUUGCUCGGCGCCUGCGUCGAGGCCCACGCCCCGCGGUGUGCCGCUGUGGUUCUAGGCGCACUCGGUGGCGCGCUGGAGGCCCACACACAGGAGAGGGUCUGGCCGCUGCAUCGCGCCGCGGCGGCCGGCGAUGGCUGGAUAGUGGCGGUCAUGGCGCUGUUCGGACUCUCGGUCCACGGCGCGCCCGCGGGCGCCCGCGGCGCGCCGCCGGUCUGUCCGCUCCACGCCGCUGCCGCGCACCCGUGCGGCGCAGCCGCUGUCGCAGUUCUUCUCGCUGCCGGGGCUGAUCCACACGGCCGGGUGCCCCGCACUGACGGCGGUUUUGACGACUCGCCGCGGAUCGGGCGCCACGGCUCAACGCCGCUGCUCGCCGCAUGCCAGCGCGGGGAGCUGCGGUCUAUCGAGCUGCUAUUGGAUGCUGGCGUAGCACCGGAUCUUGUUUAUCCCAGCUUUGCCGGCCUCCGGAACGCCACUGGAGUGUAUGUGGCGGCGGCUGCCGGUCGGGUUCAUGCGCUGCGGCUGCUGCUGGCCGCCGGUGCCACCCUGCACGCCACCCACGGGAUGACGGCCAUGGACGCCGCUGCCCGAUUCGGCGACACCGGCAUGCUCGAGCUUAUUCUACUCACACUCGAGGAGCGCCAGUUUGAGACCGGCCCGGUUGUCCCGCUCAAGGUCUUUCGCUCGAUCCGACGUAUCGCGUCAGACUCGCGACACGCCGGUGCGCGCGCCACUCUCGACUACUUGCGGCAUCCAGGCACCGGCCCGCUCCACCGGGCUCUGCACGAGUUCCCACGGGCGCGGAGUGCUCUCGCGGUCGUCACCCGUGAUGUGGCCGCGCUGGGCGCACUGUGCUCGGCGCCUCUAUGUGCGCUGCAGGCCGCCACCGGCCUCAGCGCCGACGUCUGGAUCGCAUACAUUCUGCCGCAUCUGGCAUCACCGGCAGACGCCGCAUUUGGCUUUGUGGCUCCGCUCUCGCGCCGCUGCACCGCCCGCCCACGUAUGUCUGACAUCGAGCUCGCCCUCGCCGCCCUCUCGACCCGCACCGGCCAGCUGCAGCUGUGGACGCCGCCGCCGUGGUUGCGCGCGGCGUCCAAGACCAAGCGGGCAUCGGCGCUCUCCUUCCGCCUGCUCUUUGUCGCCAAGGCCGUCUUUCACCUCAUCGGAUGCGAUCCCGCGACUCUGCCGUGGUAUCUCCGCACCACCGCGCCGGUCCAGCUCUGCCCCGACGCGCCCGCCUCUUUGACAACCAUGGCCGAGCUCCCCCCGCUGCAGAAGGAUGCAGCAACAGGCGAAGAGUACUAUGCGCUCUCGGCCAACAGACGGGUGUACCUGUCCAAGUUCAACGGCAAGUCACUGCUCCACAUCCGCGAGUACUACACCGAUGCAGGCGGCGAGCUCAAGCCUUCGCGCAAGGGCGUCGCUCUCUCGGAGGAGCAGUUCCUGGCCCUCCUCGCCGCUGCCAACGACAUCGACGCCGCGCUCGACGCGUUGUAG
Messenger RNA from Thecamonas trahens ATCC 50062, 2628 nucleotides. RefSeq lists its product as uncharacterized. The transcript has 3 exons. The record is from RefSeq and is a predicted model, not a curated record. Gene Ontology annotation, biological process: positive regulation of transcription initiation by RNA polymerase II. Bases 829 to 2628 code for a protein of 599 amino acids. Gene Ontology annotation, molecular function: protein binding; DNA binding; transcription coactivator activity. NCBI's taxonomy places the organism in Eukaryota, Apusomonadida, Apusomonadidae.